GACCAGCUGGAAGCGAGUGUCAAGUGUCUGUGAGAGAAACAGAGACGCUCAACUCUGCCAUAUUGAGCAAUGGAUCGCUCAGCACAAAUGCGCUUGUAACCUGGCAAACAGCAAAGGCAGCGAGAGAACUACAGCAGGCGCUCCUUUCUUGCAGAGGAGAUGAUUUAGAGUGAGUUCAGCAGCCGCCAGUAUUAUCUUUGCUCAGCGGAAUGCAGGAGAUACCUUGAGACAGAACAUUCAGUGGAAUGACAGUGGACUGCGGUGACAGCAGAGGGAGCGAGCUCUGAGAAACGUAAUCGUAUUUGAUUAGCCUCCGGCUGUGACAGUUCCUCAUCGGUUCGCUGUUUGUCUCAACCAUACAGAUGUCAAAGUAAAACUAAAAGAGGAAUAUGGGGUUUGGCCAUCUAUCGCGUGCUGCCACCAGCUGAGACAAAACUAAACACUGCUCAACCAGCAAGGGGAGCAUGUACAAGAGGAAUGGCCUGAUGGCCAAUUUGAGAGUCACGUCUGCCACACCAGAGGGCAGUAGUAGUUCAGACUCUCUCGAUGGACCCUAUGCAGACUAUGCUAUGAAAAGCUAUGAUGCAGUUGUGUUUGACGUACUUAAAGUAACACCUGAGGAAUUUGCGAGUCAAAUCACUUUAAUGGACGUCCCGGUUUUCAAAGCGAUACAACCAGAGGAGCUGACCAGCUGUGGAUGGAAUAAAAAAGACAAACAUAUCCUGGCACCAAAUAUUGUUGCCUUUACAAGACGGUUUAAUCAGGUCAGUUUCUGGAUUGUUCGAGAGAUCCUCACUGCUCAGACUUUGAAAAUAAGAGCAGAAAUACUGAGCCAUUUUAUAAAGCUAGCUAAGAAAUUGCUCGAAUUAAACAACCUUCACUCUCUCAUGGCUGUGGUCUCGGGUCUUCAAAGUGCACCAAUAUUCAGGCUCUCAAAAACCUGGGCACUAGUCAGUCGAAAAGACAAAGCUACAUUUGAGAAGCUGGACUAUUUAGUAACUAAAGAAGACAACUACAAGAGAAUGCGUGAAUUCAUCAGCAGCUUGAGGAUGGUUCCCUGCAUCCCUUACUUGGGAAUUUACUUGUUGGACUUGAUCUACAUUGACUCAGCCUAUCCAGCUUCUGACAGUAUCAUUGAAAAUGAACAGAGGUCAAAUCAGAUGAACAACAUUUUGAGGAUCAUUUCAGAUUUACAAGUUUCUUUCAAUUGUGACUAUCUAGUAACGUUGCCCCAUGUGCAGAAGUACCUGAAAUCUGUUCGGUAUAUCGAGGAGCUGCAAAAGUUUGUUGAAGAGGACAAUUACAAAUUAUCUUUGAAGAUAGAACCAGGGAACAGUUCACCCCGUCUGGUCUCCUCCAGAGAGGACCUGGCAGGUCCCUCUGAGGUUUCCGCCUCAGUGAGGUACAGUCGAAGACCAACAUGUCCUGAUGCCUCGGUAAUGGGCAGCCUGAACACUCCCCCGGUGCCCAGACACAGGAAGAGCCACAGCCUGGGAAACAAUGUGAUGUGCCAGUUUAGCGUCGUUGAAAGUAAAAGUGCAACAUUCCCAACAGAGCGACCACGACACUUGCUGGAUGACAGUGUUCUGGAAAGUCACAGUCCUGCCAAGAAUCAGGAAAGUUCCAUCUUUUCCAACGGAGUUUCAAUUGGAAGCAGCGAGAGCUCUGAGUUCAGUGAGGAACUGUCCUCGGGGUUGGAGAGGAAUCGGUUGUAUGCAACACUAGGUCCCAACUGGCGGGUUUCAGUAAAGAAUUCUCCAAGGAGCCGAUGCAGUAUUAACAGCCCAACAGAUGCAUGCAGUUGCCCUUUAAGUGGAGCAGCCGGAGCCAUCACAAUGGAAGGACCACUGAGACGGAAAACUUUACUGAAGGAAGGCAAGAAGCCAGCGAUGUCAUCCUGGACUCGCUACUGGCUCAUCCUCUCUGGAUCACUCUUGCUGUAUUACUCUGCAAAGUCACUGAGAGCCUCUGAGAGAAAGCAUUUCAAAUCAUCCCCAAGUAAGAAGGUGUCUAUAGCAGGUUGGAUGGUCGUUCUACCUGAUGAUCCAGAGCACCCAGACAUAUUUCAGUUAAGCGAUCCUGAUAAAGGUAAUGUUUACAAGUUCCAGACCAGCUCCAGGUUUCAUGCAAUAUUGUGGCACAAGCACUUGGAUGACGCAUGCAAAAGCAAUAGGCCUCAGAUACCUACCAACCUUAUGUCAUUUGAGUGAACAUUUGAAUCCAGUACAUGUGAUGUGAUCAAAGUGCCAACCCAAGCAAUGGGAAAUAAAACUAUUGAACGGAUUUUUUUUUUAAAAAGUGAAGGAAAAACAACUCUUAUGAGGAGAAAUUUGUGCAUCAACUGCCAGCGUUGAAUACUGAAGCACUUUUUUUUGAAGCUUACGAUGUGACCCUAAAACGAUUUUAGUAUGUCCUGAAAGAGGAAAUGAACGAUUGCUCCUAAUUUAUGGUAUCAGCCGCAGACAUUAGACACAGUUUUAGCAUUGGCGAAACUACAAACUGACAAUACCACAACAAGCAUAGUUGUCGACCAUGGAACUGUGCAUAAUAACUGCUGCCUAUUUCUUUUUUAAAUGUUUGUUUUUAUUCUUAAGCUGCUUUAUUGUAAUGGAACAAAUUUUAGCCCAUGUUGGGUAUUAUCUUUCUUAUGCACAAAAUGUACUACUGACAGUGUUAACAGGCUGCAUCGAGUGGCAUUUAGAAUAGUAAAUCAGUGAACAGAGUUUUUUUUUAAUGACGUGCACUGAAUUGUUUGGCACAGUGGUUGCCUCAAAGUUGUCCGUGGCGGUGAUAGUAAUCCCAUUGUUCCAGCAACCUUCAGCUGGUGGAGUUUGAAUCUAUUGUGAUAUUUGAGCAAACCUAAAAGUUUGUGUAAUCCCAAACCAAUUUAUUUUUAUCUCUUUCCUUUGCUCCCCCUGCCCCCCCCCCCCACAAACAAAACUGUCCCAGCUAAAUGUUCUCAUCAACACUGCCACCCACUUUGACCCAUGACAGGCAGUAUUUUAACUUUGAGAAUGUGGGAUGUUUAUUCUGCUCCGAGGUCUUUAGCAGAGGAACUCAGAGCAGUGCAGUGUGCAGAGGUGGAUUCUGUACAUACAGCACAGCCAGGUUAAGAAACCAUUACGCACCAAUCAGUAAUGGCUGCUUUAUUGUGCCGGAUGUGUCCUUGACACUAUUACAUUAUUGCCAGUUAUAAUAUGGUUUACAAAUCAAAUGAAAU
This is a messenger RNA of Hemiscyllium ocellatum (epaulette shark), 3220 nucleotides long. RefSeq names its product ras-specific guanine nucleotide-releasing factor RalGPS1-like. Gene Ontology annotation, molecular function: guanyl-nucleotide exchange factor activity. The record is from RefSeq and is a predicted model, not a curated record. Lineage: Eukaryota; Metazoa; Chordata; Chondrichthyes; Orectolobiformes; Hemiscylliidae. Gene Ontology annotation, cellular component: plasma membrane. Bases 465 to 2210 code for a protein of 581 amino acids. Gene Ontology annotation, biological process: positive regulation of GTPase activity; Ras protein signal transduction. The transcript has 21 exons.